AUUGUUUAUUUUCUAUGGCACACAUCAAUGAUACCUAUGACGAGCGUCAUUUGUUUGACCCACCAACGUCUUUGAUUAGAGGACCUAAUAACACGCUUCAAGUUAUCUUUUUAACUUUGUGUUUAGCUGGACUUCAAUUUACUUGGACUGUAGAAAUGGCCUAUGGCACACCUUAUUUACUUUCUUUGGGUUUAUCAAAAUCAUACAUGUCACUUGUAUGGAUUGCAGGUCCAUUAUCAGGUUUAGUUAUGCAACCAGUGGUGGGUGUUAUUUCUGAUGGGUGUCGAUCAAAAUGGGGUAGACGACGUCCAUUUUUGUUAGGAGGAAGUAUUGUGGUUGUAUUGAGUUUAUUGGUGAUUGGAUGGACAAGGGAAAUCACUUGGUUCUUUACACGACAAGAAGAAGGAGAAGAAGCAUUUAAAACAGUGUCUAUCAUUGUUGCUAUUACUUCGAUCUAUAUUUUGGAUUUCAGUGUGAAUUGCGUACAAGCCUCUUGUAGAGCAUUGAUUGUUGAUUCAUUACCACCUUCUCGACAAGAAGAUGGUACAGCAUGGGCUGGUCGUAUGGUUGGGCUGGGUAAUGUAGCUGGCUAUUUCAUGGGAUAUGCAAACCUUGUCAAAGUGUUUCCUUUCUUUGGCAAUACGCAGCUAAAAGUACUUUGUGUAUUUGCUACGUUUGUUUUACUAGGAUGUGAUGCUGUGACAUGUUAUGCUGUCAAAGAAAAAGUAUUGGAUACCAAUAGAUCCAAAAGCAAUCAGUCUCCUUUUGCUUUGUUUUCAGAUAUAUUUCGUCACAUUUGGCAUCUACCUAAGCCCAUUCAACGCAUAUGUAAUGUUCAGUUUUUUGCUUGGAUUGGAUGGUUUCCAUUUUUGUUCUAUUCUACGACCUGGGUGGCUGAAAUCUAUACAGCAUCCAAUCCAGAUACAGGCAUCGUGCAUGAUUCAGUGGGCCAAGCAACAAGAGCGGGAUCUUUUGCUUUCUUGGUAUACUCACUUGUGUCUCUGUCUUCUUCGUUUGUGUUACCAUUGAUCGUCAUGCCUUCUCGACGGCAUGAUACAGAACCCUAUACAAUACCAUGGUGGGGCGGUAAAGAACUCAGGCUGUCCUGUUUGAACUCUAUCAAGCUCUCGUUUUUGACAUUACCAAGAGCAUGGACUAUCAGUCAGUUUGUUUUCUGUAUCUGUAUGCUAUCGACUUUACUGGUGACCGAUGUGACAGCUGCUGCUGUGGUCAUUGGAUUGUGUGGUAUCAGUUGGGCUAUUUCUAUGUGGGCGCCCUUUUCGUUACUGGGUGAAUACAUUUCAGAACAAGAGUCAAGGGCGUUCAAGGGAGGACAGGAGUCAGCAGAAUUCAACUAUCAUGUCAGUAUGAUGGCUUCAAGAACAAGUUUAGUAGGUAUGGUGGGCACAGAACCCGCCAUCUAUCAUCCUGUCGCUAUAGACGAAGAAGAAGAAGAAGAGAUUGAAAUGUUAGAAGGAAGUACAACGACACAAGAGUCUACGGAUCAUCCACCAGCAGCAGGCGUAUUACUAGGCAUUCAUAACAUGUAUAUUGUGCUGCCUCAAUUCUUGGUGACCUUUUUCAGCAGUAUCUUGUUUCGUAUUUUAGAAAGUAGUGAAGAAUCCGCGGAUGCCAUUGGUGUUAUUUUGCGCAUAGGUGCUGUUAUGGCUGGAAUUGCUGGUUUUAUCAGCUUAAGGAUAGGAAGAGACUGAACUGUGAUGGGAUGAAGCAAACCCAUAGUUCUUUUUUUUUUCUUAAUUUAUUUCCUAAAUUGACUUUUUUGCCAUUAGAAAACAAUUAGAAUGAAACCAACAGACUUGAGGCGAUAAUAAUAAAAGCUAUCCUGAUGAGAAUAAUAAUUUAGAGCUCACCAACAAG
Gilbertella persicaria is the source of this 1878-nucleotide messenger RNA. Its product is annotated as major facilitator superfamily domain-containing protein. Gene Ontology annotation, cellular component: membrane. The record is from RefSeq and is a predicted model, not a curated record. The transcript has 10 exons. Lineage: Eukaryota; Fungi; Mucoromycota; Mucoromycetes; Mucorales; Choanephoraceae. The coding region runs from base 15 to 1712 and encodes 565 amino acids. Gene Ontology annotation, molecular function: sucrose:proton symporter activity.